Molecule: messenger RNA, 3234 nt
Organism: Diaporthe citri
Lineage: Eukaryota; Fungi; Ascomycota; Sordariomycetes; Diaporthales; Diaporthaceae
Exons: 3
Coding region: 1-3234 (1077 amino acids)
Molecular function (GO): phosphopantetheine binding
Source: RefSeq, a predicted model, not a curated record
AUGACAUAUAACAUCAUGCCAAGUGGUGGUUCUCCUUCGCAGGCCAAGCGAGCCUUUAAGCCGGCAAAUCUCGACCUGAAGCAACACUCGGCCUCUUCUUCUAUACGCACUAUUCCCGAGCUUAUCGAGUACAACGCCAAGGUCAAUCCAGACGCUCUUUACUGUGUGCAAGCACUCAAGCCACAGGAUGAAGGGACAGGGAGAGCUUCGCAGGUCAGCAUGCGCCAGCUCCGCGAUGCGGUCUGGCAGUGCUCUGGUGAUUUGCGAGGAUGGCUUGUCGGUAUUGACGAUUCGAGCUCAAGUAGCGCGUGCCAGACCCAUGUCAAGCCGGACCCGGUCGCAUUACUCCUGGAUAGCGAUAUAGGCCUCGUGAUUCACCUGUUUACUCUCCUGUCUCUGGGCGUGCCUGCAAUUCUGCUUUCCCCUCGCCUCAAUCCCGCCUCCAUCCAGCAUCUUCUCACGACUCUCAAGGCACAGGCUGUCAUCACGUCUCCCCGACAUGUUGGCGCCGUCAAAGCAGCUUUCGAGACAACAAGUCUCGAGUAUGGCAGGGGCGGUACCGAAAUACAAGUUGCAAGACCUUUUGAGGACUACUUGUAUGAAGUAUGGCAAGGCAAAACUAUCCCAGCUGACGUCACAAUAUGUGCGCCCCGGCACUUUCUCAGCGACUCGGACCACAACGUUGUUAUCCUGCAUACUUCCGGGACGACCGGUUUUCCGAAGCCUAUUUACCAGCCGCACAAGAUGUUGCUCGGGUAUGCGUGCUGUCACCGCCCAACUCAGACUGAGGAUGUUGAAGGACUGAAUUUGUCCAUGCUUCCACUGUACCAUGGAUUCGGCUUGGUUGUUGCGUGUCUGUCGCUCGGUACCGGAAAGCCCAUCCUUUUACCGCCACCUCAUGAGGUUCCAACGGCGCGGUCAUCGGUGACUCUCCUGCACAGCUUCAAGCCCAGGUCUUUCACGACGGUGCCAUGCAUUCUGGAGGAGAUCUCAAAGCUCCCAGACGAAGAAGGCAUAGCGCAUCUCACCACUUUGCAAUAUGUAGCAUGUGGCGGAGGGCCACUCAGUAUCGCCGUAGGAGACCAGCUGGUCGACAAAGGAAUCAGGCUUCUGAACCACUUCGGAUCUACCGAGAGCGGUCCCCUCAGCCCCUUUAUGGUCCCACAAAAGGCCUAUAACUGGCACUAUUGGCCUCUGAGAAGUGACCUGGACGUCAGAAUUGAAUCCAACGGGACUGACGAAGUCAGUGGACAACAGCUCUAUCAGCUUUCUGUCACGCCGUUCGGAUGGAGCGAGCCUUUUGAACUCCAAGACCGUUUCGAGAAGGACCCUGAGUCCGGAACACCAGCGUUUCGAGCAGUCGGUCGGCAGGGUGACCUGCUCGUUUUGGUCAACGGACUGAAAGUGCAACCGAAGAUUCUCGAGUCUCAGGUCGCCAACAGCAAUUUCGUCAGAGCUGCGCUGGCUUUCGGAGAUGGGGAGUCUGAGAUUGGGUUGAUCAUUGAGCCGGCUGAGCCACUGACAGACGUCCAGAAGUUUAAGCGAGUAAUAUGGCCGAUCGUUCAAGAGGCCUGUCGGCAAAUGGACAGCCAUGCUCAGGUUUCUUCCAUGGAAAGUGUUGUGGUGCUGGGCCCAGGGGAGACACUGCCGAGGUCUGACAAGGGCUCUGUGCUGCGAAAAGAAGCAUACCGUCGGUAUGAAAAAGAAGUCCGGCGGGUUUACAGCAGCAAAUCUCUCGAAGAGGGCUCAGCAACGGUCUCGAACCCCACGACAGACCGUCUCGAAGACACACUCACUGCGUUAGUCAGAGAGGAGUUGCAAAUUCCUCAAUCCUUAGGGCCCGAUGAUGAUUUCUUCGAAUAUGGCGUCAACUCGCUGCAGGUGGUUCGUAUCCAGAGACGCAUCAUUGGCAUCGUGAAAGAGAGCCAAGAUCUCUUGCCUAAAGCUAAAAUCACAGCCGACUUUGUCUACAGACACACUUCCAUAAAUAAGCUUUGUGCGGCCCUGAAGAAAGAUACCUCACCCGCCAAGGACGAUGACCUAGUUCACGAAUACGUGUCGCGCUUCAGUCUACCAGGAAAGGAAAACAAGCAUACUGUGCUCCUAACCGGAAGCUCUGGAAGCCUUGGCUCGUAUCUUCUAUCACACCUGAUAUCUCUCCCGCAGGUGUCAGAAGUUGUCUGCUUCAUGCGCACCUCCAGCGAGCGUGAUGUAGACACCAGCACCCUGGUCGAGCAGCAAAUCGAAGCCGCGGAGAAGAAGGGCGCAGUGAUACCAUCGAGUUUGAGGACUAAAGUUGCUUUUGCCAAAGGCGACCCAUCUGCGACACGACUCGGCCUGCCUGGCGGCGCCUACGAAGGAUUGUGCAGCAAGGUCACCCACAUCCUGCACGCAGCCUGGCCUGUGGACUUUCAGCGGCCCCUGGAGUCCUUCAAGAGCCAGUUUUCCUUUCUCCAAAACCUCCUUCAGCUGGCCCGGGGUGCUCAUAUCAGCCAGCCCCUUGUCAAGCCCCGGCUGCUCUUUGUGUCGUCGAUCGCAGCCGUGGGCGAGUAUCCUACAGUCCGCGGCAGCCACGUCGUACCCGAGGAAGUCAUCACGGACCCACUCUGCACUAGCAGUCUCGGCUACGGCAAGGCUAAACUAGUAUGCGAGCGUGUUCUCGCAAAAGCCGCCGAAGACUGGUCCGCAGAGAUGGAGGUGAGCUAUGUUAGGACGGGACAGCUGUCUGGGUCCGAGAGCAGUGGAUACUGGAACGCGAAGGAGCAUAUCCCCGCGCUGAUCAAGAUAUCGCACGAGACUGGUGUAUUCCCGCUGUUGCAUGGGACCCUGUCAUGGCUGCCAGUCAACGUCGCGGCCGCAGCCAUGGCCGACUUGCUUUUGUCUCCGAACCCUGUCAACCUGGCUUAUCACGUGGAGAAUCCUGUCCGACAAGACUGGACGGCUGUCAUGACCGCAAUCGCGAAUGAGCUUGGACAUCCCGCGUCGUGUCUUGUCGAGUUUGAAGAGUGGACGAGGCUCGUGGGCCAGAAGACCUCUGCAAACCGCGAUUUCGGCACCGAAGCCUUGAUGGACUUCCUGCUCAAAGACUUCCAGCGCAUGUCAGCUGGAGGAAUUGUUCUGGAUACAUCAAGGGCCCGGGAAGUCUCAACGACCCUGCGGAAUGCGGACGCUGUCUCGGUGGAAACCAUUGCUAAGUAUGUCAAAGCCUGGAAGACAUCUGGCCUGCUUCUGUAG